Messenger RNA from Aureococcus anophagefferens, 519 nucleotides. RefSeq lists its product as hypothetical. Lineage: Eukaryota; Pelagophyceae; Pelagomonadales; Pelagomonadaceae. The coding region runs from base 1 to 519 and encodes 172 amino acids. Gene Ontology annotation, molecular function: peptidyl-prolyl cis-trans isomerase activity. The record is from RefSeq and is a predicted model, not a curated record. Gene Ontology annotation, biological process: protein folding; protein peptidyl-prolyl isomerization. The transcript has a single exon.
AUGAGCAACCCUUUGGUGUAUUUCGACAUGACCAUCGGCGGCCUCGCCGCGGGCCGCAUCGAGAUGACGCUGCGCGCCGACGUCGUGCCCAAGACGGCGGAGAACUUCCGGUGCCUCUGCACGGGCGAGAAGGGCAACGCGCCGUCGGGCAAGUCGCUCCACUUCAAGGGCUCGUCGUUCCACCGCGUCAUCACGGGCUUCAUGUGCCAGGGCGGCGACUUCACGCGCGGCAACGGCACGGGCGGCGAGUCGAUCUACGGCGCCAAGUUCGCCGACGAGAACUUCCAGCUCAAGCACACGGGGCCGGGCACGCUGUCCAUGGCCAACGCCGGCCCGGGCACGAACGGCUCCCAGUUCUUCCUCUGCAUCGUCGCCACGCCCUGGCUCGACGGCAAGCACGUCGUCUUCGGCUCCGUGACCAAGGGCAUGGACGUCGUCCGCGCCAUCGAGGCCGUCGGCUCGCAGCAGGGCAAGACGUCCAAGACGGUCCUCAUCAACGACUGCGGCCAGAUCGCGUAA